AUGGCCUCAUCUUCUGAAUCAUCUGCGAAGCAUAAGAAGGAAAAGAAGAAGGACAAAGGCAAGAAGGAUAAAAGUGAUAAAAAGAAGAAGAAGGAGGAGAAAAAGUUAAAAAAGAAACAGAAAAAAGACCGAGAGGAGGAACUACAGAGACAGAGUUUUGAAGCUGCUCUAGCAGCUGCAGCUAGAGAGCGCGAAAAAGAAAAACAGGGCAGUGCAGACAACAUGGAAAAGAAAGACUCGAAGCUUACAAACAAGAGGACAAACGAAGAGAGAAAAAAGGAGAAGAAGCAAGAUCAGGAGGACUCCAAAAAGCAGAAGCCUGCAGUACCACAAAAAGGCUCAGGUGAAACCUCAAUUAUAGAUGCCUAUUCCUAUGAUCCCACCAAGAAAGCAUCUGGCGACUAUUCGAAGCCAGAUGCACUGUCGCUAGCAAAUUCUGGUCUGGACAUUCAGAGAGCGAUCUAUCAACAAGACCGUAGUGAGUACACUCCGGAGCAAUUGCGGCGUGCUGAUCAGCUGGCAAGGAUGAGCUUCUUCAUUUGCAAGUAA
Cladocopium goreaui is the source of this 549-nucleotide messenger RNA. NCBI's taxonomy places the organism in Eukaryota, Dinophyceae, Suessiales, Symbiodiniaceae. The record is from the annotation of a GenBank genome assembly.